Bradysia coprophila is the source of this 2898-nucleotide messenger RNA. Its product is annotated as monocarboxylate transporter 12-like. Gene Ontology annotation, biological process: transmembrane transport. The record is from RefSeq and is a predicted model, not a curated record. NCBI's taxonomy places the organism in Eukaryota, Metazoa, Arthropoda, Insecta, Diptera, Sciaridae. Gene Ontology annotation, molecular function: transmembrane transporter activity.
AAAAGUUCAAACGUCAAAAAUAGUUUUGGAAUGUGUGCACUUUCAUAAUAAAUAUCAAUUUCUAAUUUUUGCUUUUAUUGUAAUUAUUUGUGGAAAUAUGGUGGCUCAACGAAUCAUUAAUUAUAAAUUCCACGUCUGUGACCAAAUUUAUUAAUAUUUCUACACGAUAAUUUCAUCAUUAGACGGUGUAGAGUAUAAUGCAGCAUUCAACAAUGGUCAAAUAAACACACUAAAGACAUUGUCAACGAACAAAACCAAAACGAAUUGAAAAUGUCCAUAAAUUCAUUAGAGCCAUCGUCACUCCGUCGGACAAAGUCUAUGCCGCACAUCGUGUCGUCGAAACAAGAUCUUGGCUAUGCGUCCAGUGGCACUGGUUCGUGUAGCAUACUGGAUCAGAUUGGUACCCAUCCCAAUUUUAAUCAAAAUGAAAAGAUUCCCUAUAACACACGAUUGGUGGCUGAUUUGAGGCAACUGAUGACCCUACGACAGCAUUACUACCCGGAAGGCGGAUGGGGAUGGAUUAUUGUGAUUGUAGCAUUUAUUGUACAGUGCAUAUCGCAUGGAUUGCACCUGUCGUUAGGAAUAUUUAUCAUUCAAGUGGUCAAAGAGUUUCAUGAAGAUUACUUUUAUGCAGGAAUUUUGGCCACAUUAUCAACAUCGAUGGGAUUGUUUUUUUCUCCGGUCACAAUUUCACUAUGCAUCACCAAAUCGACACGACUCAUUUCGGUUAUUGGUGGUUUGGUGACGGCACUUGGUUGUCUUUUUACCUCAUUCGCUUUACAAUUUCAUCAAAUAAUUUUUAGCUUUGGUGUUAUUGUGGGAGUAGGAGUUGGAAUCACAAGAGACUGUUCGACCAUUAUGGUCGCUAAGUAUUUUAAGAAGAAACGUGAACUCGUUGAAAUAUUUGUCGUCAGUGGCAGUGGAAUGGGAAUCAUAUUCAUGACCAUUUUGAUGAAAUGUUCCGUGGAUUCGCUGGGCUGGAGACUUGGAUUUCAAACUGUCACUGGAACGGUUUUUAUGACAUUUCUACUGGGCAUGUUUUAUCGUUCAGCUUCGCUAUAUCAUCCGCAGCGUCGGGCCAUUCUACAUUUGAAAAACCAAAAACGAAAAGUUAAAGAUAAGAACCGACACACCAACAGCCAUCCAUUUUUUGAAUUUAAAACUCUACGCAGUAAGACUGUUCGUAUUAUACUCGCUUCUACAGCGGUCAGCUCUCUGGGACUGUACACGCCAAUAUUUUAUUUACCACGCAACAUUAACCUCGACGUAGCAGAUGAUGAGACUGUGUUGCUGCAGUCGUACAUGGGAUUGGCAUGGAUUUUGGGUUGUGUCAUUUUCGGUUUGUUGGUUGUGUGCAACAGUGUUGAGUGUCGAAUUGCCAGACAGUAUCUGUGUCAAGUAUCGAUUUUCAUGUCUGGACUGUCGAUGUUGGCUCUGACGUGGAUUGGAAAAAACUUUGAGGGAUAUGUCAUGUUCGUUUGGAUUUACGGCAUUUUCUCCGGUGGCUAUCACUACGCCCUAAAAGUUUACAUCUACGAAAGAGUGCGGGCUCGCAAUUUCGCACGUGCAUGGAGCUACGUUCAGGCUGCACAAGCUUUUCCUAUUUUAAUCGGUGUCCCGUUCGCUGGUUACUUGAAUGAAUUCAUGACACACAAAGCCGGCUACAUGUUUGGAUUCUUCUGCACGACAGCGGCAAGUCUGAUUUUGUUUUUGGUUGGCAUCCAUAAGCGUAAAAUAACCCAACAUAAGCACACAAGAUCGAAUGGCACGACUCAUUUGUGUGUAUCGGACGAUUGUCCACAGAAUCGAAAGCUUUCAUUCACUCAGGAACCGGAUGUGGAUGCCGUGAUGAAUUUUACCGGAACGGCACUAAUAUUAAACUCAGAUCUGUUGGCACAGCAGCUUAGUGAUCACAUUGCUGAAAGCGGUAAUGCAGGUGGCGUUGAUAAACCAGAAUUGACGUGCAUAUCGGAGGAAGGUAUUGCCGAUAUGGAUCUGCCGGAUAAUUUGUUUGAAGAUUUCGAUUACAUUGGCGAUUGUAUUACGUCGUGCAACAAAGUUGAAAACUAUUUGAUGCUCAGUGAGUUUGAAAACAAUUUAAAUGUCGAAAUGCCAGCUUCGGUCGAACAUAAAAAUCGCAACACUCUGUAUACGUUCAACAAAGAUAAUUUCAGGGGAUGAAUGUAAGCCAAGUAAGUCAUUUCGCUUCCGAUUAACAUUCAUUUGCACUUUGAGCCAAUACUAUGUCGGGUUGGAGGUGUUGAUAGCUCCAAAUGCAAUUCUCAAUGAAAUUGUCACAAAAACCUGUUGAUAGUCAACCGUAGGCUUCUCAGAGUAACAAUAUAAUUUUCACGUCGUCUGCUCUUACCUAAAACAACCGCAAUAGUUAUCUUAGUCUACGUACGGAAACUCUUUUCUGUUUUUGUCCCUAAUCCAUGGAUCGUUUCAUUAGUGAAAUGCUGUACAUGCAAUCCACGCUAGUCAUAUUUUCAGUUUUCGUUGUAAUUUUUAUUUUAUUUUGAUGGAAAUCAACUACCAGAAUGAGAGUGGUGCCAGUCAAUUAGAAAACAGAAAUUAGGACAGUAGUUGCAAUGUAACUAAUGUCUCGAAGAAUCUCAAAUUUGUCAAUUAUUACACUUAGCGCAAUAGUCAUUUACAAUCGAUAAACAGUUGAACAGUGGAGUUUCCGUGUGAAUUUUGUAGAUCCGAGGCGAAAACUUGACUUUUCAUUUUUAUCCUGUGUUAUGCAAUGGAUUUUACAUACUGAGUUAUGUUAAGAUCUGAGUUAUGAAAAAGACCGGUUUUCGACUAGAAAAUUAGAAGCUUCAUCAUGUGGGUCAAAGGCGUACAAAACACAACCUAAAUCUAAGGUUCAUGUAAUCGCAACUUUAGGUGUAG